AUGGCCGAAUUCGCCUUGCCUCCUCAAUCAUUCACGCCAUACCCUUUGACACAGAUACCUUUGAAGGAUACUAUCACGAAUGCCUUCACAGGGAAAUCUGUUUUAUCGGUUCGAACCCCAGCAGUGUUCAUCGAUAGGGCUAUCUUUUCGAGAAACUGUGCCAAAAUGCAGGAGACAGUAAAGUCAUGGGGAACAAGAUUUCGAGCACACGUAAAGAGUCACAAGACGACGGAAGGAGCUCGGCUGCAACUGCAAUCCACGGCCGGACAGUCAUCUGCGGUAAUUGUAUCGACCCUGAUGGAAGCAAAGCAGAUUAUAGAAAGUGGCCUCGUAAAGGAGGGCGUCGUAGACGAUAUACUCUAUGGGUUACCGGUUGCACCUACCAAGAUUGCGGAUAUUGCAGAGAUGUCGAGUACUAUGGCUCAACUAAACAGCAAGGCAAAGUUUAGGUUGCUUGUUGACAACGUCCAACAAGUCAAGGCGCUCGCUGCUUUUGGAAAUAAUAUCACAUGGUCGAUUUUUAUCAAAGUCGACCAUGGAGGCAAGCGUGCCGGUUUACCCAUCGGAUCAGAAAGUUUGAAAGAUCUGAUCCAAUUGGUCCUUUCUACACCUUCGAUAUCUCUAUUUGGCUUCUAUUGCCAUGCUGGAGAUUCGUAUGCCUCAACCUCUUUUCAAGAGGCGUCAUCAUUCUUGACAACAGAAAUGCAAACAGUCAAUGCUGCCGGCUUACUCGCUCUGUCUCUGAUGAAGGACUUGGGUAACACGAGCCGUCACCAAAAUCCACUGGUGCUAUCUGUUGGCUCUACACCAACGGCACACUCGGCCUCUCUAAUCGAAUCUCCAGCUGACGCUCUCCGCGCAGCAGUGACCGGAGGAGAGCUCGAGAUUCAUGCAGGAAAUUACCCACUCUGUGACCUUCAACAAAUCCAUACAGGACUCGUUGAACCAAAGGAUGUCUCUCACCGAGUUCUAGCUUCCGUCAUCAGCUAUUAUCCUGGACGAGGGGAGAAUGGGACAGAUGAGGCUCUCUGCGAUGCUGGUGGAAUUUCCAUGAGCAAGGACAGAGGACCAAGUGGGGGUUUUGGAGACGUGGUCCCAUGGGACGUAGAUGACACUAUCGGGAAGAGGGAGACAGACGGUUCAGUGACUUGUGAGUGGAGACUCGGUCGGUGUAGUCAAGAGCAUGGAAUUUUGGUAAAGAAGAGAACCGGAAGCUCUCAAGGAAACGAAGCAUGUCUCAAUCCCGGAGACCAUGUUUGGAUUAUCGGACAGCACGCAUGCCUAACGUUGGCGGCACACCCUUGGUAUUAUAUCUUGGAUUCAAGUAUCCAAGGCGGCAUGGAUACCAUUCAAGACAUCUGGGUAUCAUGGAAAGGCUGGUAA
Messenger RNA from Acaulospora colombiana, 1383 nucleotides. NCBI's taxonomy places the organism in Eukaryota, Fungi, Glomeromycota, Glomeromycetes, Diversisporales, Acaulosporaceae. The record is from the annotation of a GenBank genome assembly.